CCGAGACUCCCUUAAGCUAGCAUGAAGUUUCUGAUCCUAGCAUCUUUUGUGGUUGUGGCUACGGCCAAGCCUCAGGGCUACAAUACCGGUGCUCCUUCCCGGCCUUUCAACCCCUCGGCUGGGGUCGCCUCGAGUAACUCGGGACUUGGCACGGGUGGCGGUCUCGGCAUCGGUUUUUCCUCCGGCUUCGACUUGAGGAGCGAAAACCUGCAACAGCCGCAGCAGCAGCAGCUGCCCAAUCUUCAAGACUUGCAGAGGAACGACGACCAGGUCUUAUCUUCAGGAGGUUCUCUGAACGGAGGCUUCCUAUCUAACGGCAACCAAGGGAACCAUCAAGCUCCAGUGGAACUGGGCCAGAGCUGUGGCGAGGAUGAAGUUCGGCAUGUUGACGGUUCUUGCGUUCGCCCGAUCAUCAACAGGAGGAUAUUUGUGUACGCUGCUCCUCCAGCACAGAGGAUCGAGACUUUGGCCCCGAAAUCCUUGCCCCAGCCUAAGGUUGAUUACAACUUUGUUUUCGUCAGAACCCAGCAACAGGUCCAAGGCGCUCAGCCCGUUGUACUGCCACCGCCCCAGCAGAAGACUUUAGUGUACGUGCUCAAUGAAAAAUCUGGGGCUCUGGAACAAGAGGUCAUCGAACUUCCUGCCAAUCCUACCCAGCCAGAAGUUUAUUUUGUAAAUUACGACCAAGGAGACAAUCCGAAAUUGCCAGGAGGAAUCGAUCUGCGUGAGGCACUUGCUCAGUCUGCUCAGCAGGGUGAAGUUAUCGACGGUGCUUCUAACCAGGAGCUGAACCCAGGAAACCUUGGCGAUGGCCACGGUUCUGGGGAUGGCCAACUUCAGAUCAGCGGCGGAUUCGAUGGAACUGUCGCAGGCACAGGAGAUGGAUUCGGUGGAGCCGUCGGAGGCGCAGAAGGUGGAUUCGUUGAAGCUGUCGGAGGCGUAGGUGGUGUAUUCGGUGGAGCUGUCGAAGGCGCAGGUGGUGGAUUCGGUGGUGCUGUUGGAGGCGCAGGAGGUGGAUUUGGUGGAGUUGUGGGAGGCGCAGGUGGUGAAUUCGGUGGAGUUGUGGGAGGUGCUGGAGGUAGAGUUGGCGGAGCUGUCGGUGGUGAAUUUGGUGGAGCUGCUGGUGGUGGAUUUGGAGGAGCUAUUCGUAACGAUUAUUCUGCACCCUUGCAUCGCCAGUCACAACCUCUGCCUCCUUCCACAGCCUACUCUCGUCCAUAGACGCCAGGGCUUUUGAAAGUCAAUGCUUUUUCCCCUCAAAAUAAUAUUUGUGCAACACUUUUGAAUGCUCUUGUGCAAAACACAUCGUGCCAACCGUUCAAAGCUUAAUAAGUAUUAAAAUUUUAUUUAUUUUGUAAUAAUUAAAAUGAUACGCGCAG
Messenger RNA from Hyalella azteca, 1379 nucleotides. Its product is annotated as keratin, type I cytoskeletal 9. Bases 22 to 1221 code for a protein of 399 amino acids. The record is from RefSeq and is a predicted model, not a curated record. The transcript has 2 exons. NCBI's taxonomy places the organism in Eukaryota, Metazoa, Arthropoda, Malacostraca, Amphipoda, Hyalellidae.